Panicum virgatum (switchgrass) is the source of this 1698-nucleotide messenger RNA. Its product is annotated as actin-7. The record is from RefSeq and is a predicted model, not a curated record. The transcript is spliced from 5 exons. The coding region runs from base 210 to 1343 and encodes 377 amino acids. Lineage: Eukaryota; Viridiplantae; Streptophyta; Magnoliopsida; Poales; Poaceae.
ACGCAUCAACCGAGUCCACGUACCACCCAUCCCUUCCCCUCCACUUCCCCAGCGGCUCUUGUAUAAACUCCACCACCCCAGUCCUCGGGGACGGGCACGCCGCCAUCCAGAUCCAGCCGCCCUUCCCACCGCCGGAACUCCGCCUCCCUUCGCCGUCGGCCCCGCCCCUCGGAUCGGUCGGCGUCUCCUCUUGCUGAAUCACUAACCAGAUGGCUGACGGCGAGGACAUUCAGCCCCUUGUCUGUGACAAUGGCACCGGCAUGGUCAAGGCUGGUUUUGCUGGGGACGAUGCGCCAAGGGCCGUCUUCCCGAGUAUCGUUGGGCGCCCUCGCCACACUGGUGUGAUGGUGGGGAUGGGGCAGAAGGACGCCUAUGUUGGCGACGAGGCCCAGUCCAAGAGGGGUAUCCUCACCCUGAAGUACCCGAUCGAGCAUGGUAUUGUCAGCAACUGGGAUGAUAUGGAGAAGAUUUGGCACCACACCUUCUACAAUGAGCUCCGUGUCGCUCCUGAGGAGCACCCUGUGCUGCUGACUGAGGCACCCCUGAACCCCAAGGCUAACAGGGAGAAGAUGACCCAGAUCAUGUUUGAGACCUUCAAUGUGCCAGCCAUGUAUGUUGCCAUCCAGGCUGUGCUCUCCCUCUACGCCAGUGGACGCACUACAGGUAUCGUGUUGGACUCUGGUGAUGGUGUCAGCCAUACCGUGCCAAUCUAUGAAGGGUACGCCCUUCCCCAUGCCAUUCUCCGUCUCGACCUUGCUGGACGUGACCUCACUGACAGCCUGAUGAAGAUUCUUACUGAGAGGGGUUACUCCUUCACCACCACUGCUGAGCGGGAAAUUGUAAGGGACAUCAAGGAGAAGCUCGCCUAUGUGGCACUGGACUAUGAGCAGGAGCUUGAGACUGCCAAGACCAGCUCCUCUGUGGAGAAGAGCUAUGAGCUGCCUGAUGGGCAGGUGAUCACCAUCGGGGCAGAGAGGUUCAGAUGCCCUGAGGUCCUCUUCCAGCCUUCUUUCAUUGGUAUGGAGUCGCCUGGAAUCCAUGAGACCACCUACAACUCUAUCAUGAAGUGUGAUGUGGAUAUUAGGAAGGACCUCUAUGGUAACAUCGUGCUCAGUGGUGGCUCAACCAUGUUCCCUGGUAUUGCUGACCGCAUGAGCAAGGAGAUCACUGCCCUUGCACCAAGCAGUAUGAAGAUUAAGGUGGUGGCACCGCCCGAGAGGAAAUACAGUGUCUGGAUCGGAGGGUCUAUCCUUGCUUCGCUUAGCACCUUCCAACAGAUGUGGAUCUCAAAGGGUGAGUAUGAUGAGUCAGGCCCAGCAAUUGUUCACCGGAAGUGCUUCUAAGCCCUGGAUUCAUUGCCUUUCUGCUUUAUCGGGGCUGUUCUUUUGUUGAGUCCUUGCCAUGUAAGCUACUGUGUUUGAGAUUGCUGGGGUUCCAUUGAGCUAUAUUACCAGAUUUGUUGGUUGGGUCAAAACCAUGUACCAUUUAGACUCUGUUCAGUGGCUGCUAUAUUCAACCAGUGCUGAAUCAUACAUUGUGUGUUCUGGUUUCGCUUUGAUGGCAAAUUUGGUGCCAAUGUUAAAGAGUAUUGAACUAUCUACUAGCAUGUUCUGUAAUAGUCUUGAAUGACUUGUUUUCAUUUCUCAUGUACAUUCAAUCUGGGAUAUUAUCUAUCGAUGGUGUUGCCCAGUUAAUUCA